AACCGCCACCCUGUUAUGGGCAUGCGCAACUGCCUCCACGGCAAUAAUAUGUCAGGACAACACGAUAUCCCCCCUGAGGACGGCGAGCAGCCCGAGCAGGAACCUUUGGAAGCCCCAGGGGCAGCUGCCCCCGGUGCUGGGCCUGGCCCAGCCGAAGAGAUGGACGCCCAAUCGCCUCCCAAUGAGCCCGUCUCCAUCCAGAUCAAUGGCGAGGCCAGUGGACCCCCUGAUGUCUCCGGGGACCCCUACCAGGGCCUCAGCCCGACCUUCGAGGAAGCUGGAGCCAGCGGGGGCUACAGCCCCCCUCCUGAGGAAGCCAUGCCCUUCGAGGUCGACCAGCCCACCGUGGGAGGCUUCUGGCCCGCACUGGAAGAGUCUGGAUCCCCUGGGGCUGGAGCAGGCCUCCAGGCCCUCAGCCCCCCAUUCGUGGAGCCCGGAGCCUUGGUUGAGGCGCAGCCAGGCCUGGGAGGAUACAGCCCUCCACCCGAAGAAGCUAUGCCGUUCGAGUUUGACCAGCUUGCCCCGGGAAGCGGUGGCCAGCCCCUCUUGCAGGUCGCCGACCUUGCCCCCGGCGGGCCAGGGGUCCCUGGAGCUCCUCCCGCGGAGCCCCAAGUCCUCGGGCCCGCGAGCGCUGCCUCCGGGGGAGACUACAGCCCUCCCCCCGAGGAGGCUAUGCCAUUCGAGCUCGGCGGAGAAGGGUCUGGAAGCGACAGCCCACCGCCCGGGCUCCCCCGAAUGCUCCCGCAAGUCGGUGGUGGCAGCCACUUCCAGGCCGUCGCGGUCCAGGAGGCGAUCUGCUUCCCUCCCGCCGCAAACGCGCCUCCGCUCGGGAUCCGGGGCGCCAUCGGCAGCCCAUCCCGCGAGGCAGUCAGAUUUCCUCCCAGCGACCAGCGCGCCAGCCCCCCGAUUGAGAUCACUGGACCCCCGCUCGAGAUUGGCAGCGCCCCCGUUGGGGUCGACGACGCUCCUGUCAACAUGGACAGCCCCCCAAUCGCAGAUGACGGCCCGCCCCCUGAAGUCUCGGGAGCCCCAGAUAAGAGAGCGCGAGCGCAGAGACCCCCAGUUGAGGGAGAAGCGGCGGAGAUGGAAGGACGCGCAGCCUCCGCCGCUGCGGAGGAAGGAGAAGUCCCCCCUCCGGGAGACGGAUCCCCUCCCGGCGCCGGAGGAGCCCCAGCCGACGCCGAAGUCGAGGCCGCCCCUGCAGCCGAAGCCGAGCCCGAUGACGCGGGAGCAGCCCCAGCCGCCCCAGCCGAGCCCGAUGCGGGAGCAGCCCCGGCCGAGCCAGUCGCCCCAGCCGCCCCAGCCGCCCCGGCCGAGCCAGCCACCCCGGCCGAGCCCGAAGCCAGCGCCGGACCUGAAGGCGCCGGGGCAGCCCCAGCCGCAGCCCAGCCUCCGGCGGCCAGGGCAGCCCCCGUCGCCACGGCCAAUCCGGGCGCCAAUCCGGGCGCCAAUCCCGGCGCCCGGGGAGCCCGAGUCGCCCCGGCGGCCGCGCUUGCUCCCUCGCCUGUUCCCGUGGUCCGGACGGCUGCCUUCCGCUCAGCCUCCGCCACCCCAUCCUGCCGGGCCGUCCGCCCAGCCUUCGCGGCCCCGGCCUCCGGGGGCCCCCGUCACCUCCACCUCCUUAGGCCCCCCAGCCCCGAGAUCCAGGCUGCUGACCCGCCUACUCCGCGGCCUACUCGGGCGGCCAGCGCCUGGAGAAGCAAGUCCGACCGCGGCCGAUCCCGGGUCAAAUACCUGGAGCAGUAUCUCAGCGACUCCUCCAGCGAAGAGUCGGAGCACAAGACCUUCGGCUGCUUCCAGUGGUGGCACCACCGAAGCAAGCCCCGCAAGUCCCUCACGGAGCGUAACUUGCUCCGCAACUUCCUCGUGCAAUCUUUCGGAACCUGCUUCUGCGGCUGCGAGAACCCGGACCACUCAGGCCGGAGCCCCAGCAAGGCCAAGAAUGACAUGGUGGAGGAGAGGCUCCGCCAGAUGCGCAAAGAAGCCAUCGAGAUGCGCACCCAGAGGUUCCCAGACAAGCGUGGCCGGCGCUUCGACCAACUCCAGGAGGAGAAGGAUUAUAUGUGUACGCACCGCUUGCUGCUUCUAGGUGCUGGAGAGUCUGGGAAAAGCACCAUCGUGAAGCAGAUGAGGAUUCUGCAUGUUAAUGGGUUUAAUGGAGAGGGCGGCGAAGAGGACCCGCAGGCUGCAAGGAGCAACAGCGAUGGUGAGAAGGCCACCAAAGUGCAGGACAUCAAAAACAACCUGAAGGAAGCGAUUGAAACCAUUGUGGCCGCCAUGAGCAACCUGGUGCCCCCCGUGGAGCUGGCCAACCCCGAGAACCAGUUCCGAGUGGACUACAUUCUGAGUGUGAUGAACGUGCCCGACUUUGACUUCCCACCCGAGUUCUACGAGCACGCCAAGGCUCUGUGGGAGGAUGAGGGGGUGCGCGCCUGCUACGAGCGCUCCAACGAGUACCAGCUGAUCGACUGUGCCCAGUACUUCCUGGACAAGAUUGAUGUGAUCAAGCAGGCCGACUACGUGCCAAGCGACCAGGACCUGCUCCGCUGCCGCGUCCUGACCUCUGGAAUCUUUGAGACCAAGUUCCAGGUGGACAAAGUCAACUUCCACAUGUUCGACGUGGGCGGCCAGCGCGAUGAGCGCCGCAAGUGGAUCCAGUGCUUCAAUGACGUGACCGCCAUCAUCUUCGUGGUGGCCAGCAGCAGCUACAACAUGGUCAUUCGGGAGGACAACCAGACCAACCGCCUGCAGGAGGCUCUGAACCUCUUCAAGAGCAUCUGGAACAACAGAUGGCUGCGCACCAUCUCUGUGAUUCUCUUCCUCAACAAGCAAGAUCUGCUUGCUGAGAAAGUCCUCGCUGGCAAAUCCAAGAUUGAGGACUACUUUCCAGAGUUCGCGCGCUACACCACUCCCGAGGAUGCGACUCCCGAGCCCGGAGAGGACCCACGCGUGACCCGGGCCAAGUACUUCAUCCGAGAUGAGUUCCUGAGAAUCAGCACUGCCAGUGGAGAUGGGCGCCACUACUGCUAUCCUCACUUCACCUGCGCUGUGGACACCGAGAACAUCCGCCGCGUGUUCAACGACUGCCGCGACAUCAUCCAGCGCAUGCACCUCCGCCAGUACGAGCUGCUCUAAGAAGGGAACCCCAAAUUUAAUGAAAGCCUUAAGCACAAUUCAUUAAGAGUGAAACGUAAUUGUACACGCAGUUAGUCACCCACCAUAGGGCAUGACUAACCCAGCGACCUUUCCUUCUCCCCCCAGUGAUUCCGCGAAACCCCCUUUUCCCCUCAGCUUGCUUAGAUGUUCCAAAUUUAGAAAGCUUAAGGCGGCCUACAGAUAAAAAAGAAAAAGAAAAAGGCCACAAAAGUUCCCUCUCUCUUUCAGUAAGUAAAAUAACAGCAGCAAACAGAAAUAAAGAAAUAAAUGAAACAAAUGAAAUAAAUAUUGUGUUGUGCAGCAUUCAAAAAAUCAAAAUAAAAAUUAAACGUGAGCAAA
Perognathus longimembris pacificus (Pacific pocket mouse) is the source of this 3495-nucleotide messenger RNA. RefSeq names its product guanine nucleotide-binding protein G(s) subunit alpha. Gene Ontology annotation, cellular component: heterotrimeric G-protein complex. The transcript is spliced from 14 exons. Gene Ontology annotation, biological process: adenylate cyclase-activating dopamine receptor signaling pathway; sensory perception of chemical stimulus. The record is from RefSeq and is a predicted model, not a curated record. Gene Ontology annotation, molecular function: ionotropic glutamate receptor binding; GTPase activity; D1 dopamine receptor binding. NCBI's taxonomy places the organism in Eukaryota, Metazoa, Chordata, Mammalia, Rodentia, Heteromyidae. The coding region runs from base 16 to 3135 and encodes 1039 amino acids.